UUCUCUCAUUUCUUUCAAAGUAUCAAAAACUUGGUAUACAAAGAUAUCCUUAUAUUUUCAUAAACAUGACUAGCAUGAAAAGAAGCAGAGAAGAUGAUGGGCAAGUGGAAGCACAAGCCAUGGCUAACUGCGCCUUAAUUCUAAACAACAAACUAGAUCAUUGGAAUGACUUCGAAUGCAAGACUUGUAAUAAACGUUUUCCAUCUUUCCAAGCCCUUGGUGGUCACCGUGCAAGUCAUAAAAGGCCAAGAUUACUCGCAGAUUUUGUUAUUGAAGCCAAAAAGAAUAAGAUGUAUAAAUGUUCUAUAUGUGGAAUGGAGUUUUCUUUAGGUCAAGCAUUAGGCGGACACAUGAGGCGUCACCGUGAAGAAAUUAAUAAAACGUCGACGAUGAUACCGGUGUUGAAGAAGUCAAAUAGCAGCAAGAGAAUAUUUUGCUUGGACUUAAACUUAACACCUGAUGAUGAUAUUGAUCUGAAGUUAUGGCCAACGGCACCAGCUCCAUCUCCCAUUUUACGUAUCUUUAUUUUUGGAGACCCAACUUACGGUCAACUAAUGGCUGUGCCACCUACCACCACCGCCAUUACACCAUACACUUCUGUUUCAAACUUUAAGUUACCACCUGGCUGGGGUGUUGAAGAAGUGCCUCGUUCUAAAGGAUAUCGAGUUGACAGGUAUAUAUGUGAUGAAACAACACCAACACAAGUAUCAUAUCCCACUUCUAUAUUCUCUCAUUUCUUUCAAAGUAAGUAUCAAAAACUUGGUAUACAAAGAUAUCCUUAUAUUUUCAUAAACAUGACUAGCAUGAAAAGAAGCAGAGAAGAUGAUGGACAAGUGGAAGCACAAGCCAUGGCUAACUGCGCCUUAAUUCUAAACAACAAACUAGAUCAUUGGAAUGACUUCGAAUGCAAGACUUGUAAUAAACGGUUCCCGUCUUUCCAAGCCCUCGGUGGUCACCGUGCAAGUCAUAAACGGCCAAGAUUACUCGGAGAUUUUGUUGUUGAAGCCAAAAAGAACAAGUUGCAUAAAUGUUCUAUUUGCGGAAUGGAGUUUUCUUUAGGUCAAGCAUUAGGUGGACACAUGAGGCGUCACCGUGAUGAAAUUAAUAAAACAUCGACAAUGAUUCCAGUGUUGAAGAAGUCAAAUAGCAGCAAGAGAAUUUUUUGCUUGGACUUAAACUUAACCCCCGAUGAAGAAAAUGUUGAUCUAAAGAUAUGGCCAACAGCACCAGUUCCAUCUCCAGUCUUACAUAUCUUUAUUUAGGUCCCCUUUCAUUGUUAUCCUUGUACAUAGGAUUAGGAGUUGAAGUUGAUUUGUUAAUUCUUUUCUUGUACAAUAUAUGCUGCAUUUUUUUUUCUUGUAUAUUUCCUUAAUUCCCUUGAUUCUUUAUGGGAACGGUAGAGUAAUUUUAUUAUCUUGA
Messenger RNA from Lycium ferocissimum, 1419 nucleotides. RefSeq lists its product as uncharacterized. The transcript is spliced from 3 exons. Lineage: Eukaryota; Viridiplantae; Streptophyta; Magnoliopsida; Solanales; Solanaceae. The record is from RefSeq and is a predicted model, not a curated record. The coding region runs from base 66 to 1262 and encodes 398 amino acids.